Messenger RNA from Guillardia theta CCMP2712, 621 nucleotides. RefSeq lists its product as hypothetical. Lineage: Eukaryota; Cryptophyceae; Pyrenomonadales; Geminigeraceae. The record is from RefSeq and is a predicted model, not a curated record. Gene Ontology annotation, molecular function: protein binding. The transcript has 4 exons. Bases 1 to 621 code for a protein of 206 amino acids.
AUGGGGAACAACGUCAGCUUCGACUGCUGUGGGAGCAGAGCAAAGGAUGUGCCCAUCGAGCGCCGCGCUCAGAGGCCUGAUGGACAAGCCCUGCAGUCGUCCACAGGAGCGCAGAGCACUUCCGAAGAGCCGAAGCAAAGGAUAGUGCUGCAGACAAGUCUGGAGCAGAAGCACGAUGAAUCCAUCUCCGAGGGCGCAGCUGAGCAAGAUCAGGGAGGAGUUGGGAUCAUGUUGGUCCAUGCACAAGGCAAGUGGGUCGUCAAGUCGGUGAUCAAGGAUUCGCCUGCAUGGUCCUCUGGCAAGAUUGCUGAGGGUGAUGUGUUGCUGAGGUUUGGCGCUGAAGAGCUAGCUCAAGUUUCUCUGACUGGAGGUUUCUUGUGCAGUGUGGAUGGGAACGAGGUUGAAAGUAUUGAGAACCUUGGUGAACUAUCGAAAAUCCUGAUGGGUCCAAUCAAUUCCGUAGUUGUCUUGCGAUUCUCCAACAGCAAGACAUCUGAAUUGACUCACGUCACGCUGGUAAGGACAACCGACUUCACGGGUCAAGGAAACGACAAGAAGCGCGUGUGGCGAGCGACUCGCACUGACUGGGUCAAUGAUAACAUUGAGUGUGCAGACAUAUAA